Molecule: messenger RNA, 438 nt
Organism: Rhinocladiella mackenziei CBS 650.93
Lineage: Eukaryota; Fungi; Ascomycota; Eurotiomycetes; Chaetothyriales; Herpotrichiellaceae
Exons: 2
Coding region: 1-438 (145 amino acids)
Source: RefSeq, a predicted model, not a curated record
AUGGUAAAGUCGGCCGCUCUACGAGAAGGGGACACACUCCUAAACGUUGAGAGAACCCGGUUCGAAACCAGCCACGAGGGUCAAUAUACGAGGCAGUUGGAUCGCGCCUUACCAGGCACGCACACACGACGAAUCUAUAACGGUCUAAAACGGGAUGAAGCUCAAAUCGUGGCACAGCUACGCACGGGGAAAAGUCGUCUCAAUAGGACCCUUUACAGCAUUGGGACGGUAGACACGAAGUUAUGUGAAUGGUGCCAACGACCGGAAACAGUGCGACACUUUCUUGUGGAGUGCUCACGAUGGACAGGCAACCACGAGAUGGUGCGAUGUGUCCUAUCUCCUCGGAGGUUGGUUCAACGAAAGGUACAAGACGUAGCACGAAGAGAGUCAAGAUGGGAUGCUACGCAGGAAGUGCUUGAAGAACCCCCGAUUAUGUAA